AUGGGGCCAACCUACCCUCCGUCCGGCACGGCUGCAGACUACCCCUCGCCCGCUUCCCGCCGCCCUUCCGACUGCAUCUCCGAGAUGAGCAUGCCGGCGAGCCGGAGAGGCAGCGCGGCUAACUUUGUCAUAGAUCAGGAGAGUCAUGGUCAGUGGCACACGCAAGUCAGUGACUCAAAGAGUCCGCUGGCGAACUUUCCCUUCUUCAUAAACUUGACGGAGAAGAAGACGACGAGAGAUGGACAACCACCGAAGAGGAGAGGGCCAAAGCCGGAUAGCAAACCUGCUUUGACGAGGAGACAAGAGCUGAAUCGUCAGGCUCAAAGGACUCAUCGAGAGCGCAAGGAAAUGUAUAUAAAAGCGCUGGAGCAAGAAGUCCUCCGCCUCAAAGAGAUCUUCACCAACACCUCCCGCGAGCGGGACUCCUUUUCCGAGGAAAAUCGAAGACUCAGAGAUGUCCUCCUGGCUCAUGGCAUUUCCUACGAUCUGGCCAGCCCAAGCAACCACAACGGUCUCUCGCAUGUCAGCAGCUCCUACGGCGGAGGAAGUUCGCGAGGCAGCGUAUCGAAUGGCUACGGCCCCGGUUCCAAUUCGACGGGCUACACAUCACCUCCUAGCCAGCCACGAGGGUCGAUAUCCGGCCAUGCAGCCCAUCCUUCCCUCUCAACGCCUCUGCCACAGCAACAACAACCACAACCGCAGCCGCAGCCGCACCUCCAACAACAGCAACCUAAUCCAGGGUUGGACUAUGAUCAACUCGGGAUAGACUUUGUCUUAACCCUCGAGCAACCCUGCAAAGACCACGUGCAAUUCCUUAUGGAACAGCGCCACCUCAUCUGCGGGCACGCCCUCAUGGCCACGUGCCCGCCGCAAUCCCACGUCCUCGCCCACCCCGACGUCCCCUACCCGCACCGCAUGCCCGACAUCAGCGUCCCGGACCUGAUGAAGCUGCUCAACCUGAGCAGCCAGCUGCCGCUCGAGGGGGAACUGACGCCCGUGCAGGCGUGGGCCAUGAUCCUGCGGGAUCCGCGCGUCAGGGAGUGCGGGUUGGGGACGGCCGAGGUGGAGAUGCUGAAGGGCGAGUUGGUGGGCAAGGUCAGGUGUUAUGGGUUCGGCGCUGUGUUGGAGGAGUUUGAAGUCCGAGAUGCGUUGAUGACGGUGUUUGCGGGGAGGUCGAGCAGUGCCGUCGGGGUUUGA
Molecule: messenger RNA, 1197 nt
Organism: Westerdykella ornata
Lineage: Eukaryota; Fungi; Ascomycota; Dothideomycetes; Pleosporales; Sporormiaceae
Exons: 6
Coding region: 1-1197 (398 amino acids)
Cellular component (GO): RNA polymerase II transcription regulator complex
Molecular function (GO): DNA-binding transcription activator activity, RNA polymerase II-specific; transcription cis-regulatory region binding
Source: RefSeq, a predicted model, not a curated record